GGGACCACGGGGUGGAGCUCUUGUCAGCCGAGGUUGGAAGGAGCAGCUACAAGCCAAGACGUGCUGACCUCCCCUGAGCUCCUCCGGCGGCUCGCAGGAUCUUCCCGACCCUGCAAGACUUGGCAAACUCCUACCUCUGCUCCCCGUUAGUUCCACCCCCUCCCCAGACUCCUCCCUCCGGGUCUCUCAUCCUCCUCGCUUUGCAGAAUUCAUCGCUUCUUCCAACACCUUUUUGUAACACCCCAGAGCUCCGAGUCCCUUAGCUGAAUUCGACUUUUGUUUUUAUUUCUCUCUCGCUUCCUUUUUCUGCCUCUCUCAUCUGAUUGAUGUGCGGAGGCUGACGCCUCUGCCAGAGUGAGAGGAAUAAAUAGAUGCUGCCUCGCCCAGAGGCUUAGACGCCUGGGAAGAGCAGCCAGCGCAGCAAGGCACCGGACUCCGCCAAGUGUGUGGACCGGACCGGAGGACUUGGAUCCAAGAGAGCUGUGAUUGAUUGUCGGAAGGGACAGCUCCCAGGUCGUUGUGCUCACGCCCGAAGUGCAGGAGACCGCGGAACGCGCCUCUCGCGUCCGCCGCCCGGCUGCGCCCUAUCCCAUCCUGCCGGGAUCAUGGUUUGCAGCGGCCCGGGACCGAUGCUGCUGUUACGGGCUGGGCUGCUAAUCCUGACUGCGCUCUGCCUGCUCCAGAUCCCCGGAGCCCGGGCAGCAGCCUGUGAGCCCGUCCGUAUCCCCUUGUGCAAGUCCCUGCCCUGGAACAUGACCAAGAUGCCCAACCACCUGCACCACAGCACCCAGGCUAACGCCAUCCUGGCCAUCGAACAAUUCGAAGGUCUGCUGGGCACCCAUUGCAGCCCGGAUCUGCUCUUCUUCCUCUGCGCCAUGUAUGCACCCAUCUGCACCAUCGACUUCCAGCACGAGCCCAUCAAGCCCUGCAAGUCUGUGUGUGAGCGCGCCCGGCAGGGCUGCGAGCCUAUCCUCAUCAAGUACCGUCACUCGUGGCCGGAGAGCCUGGCCUGCGAGGAGUUGCCUGUGUACGACCGUGGCGUGUGCAUCUCUCCUGAGGCCAUCGUCACCGCUGACGGAGCGGAUUUUCCUAUGGAUUCUAGUACUGGACACUGCAGAGGGGCGAGCAGCGAACGCUGCAAAUGUAAGCCUGUCAGAGCUACACAGAAGACGUAUUUCCGGAACAACUACAACUAUGUCAUCCGGGCCAAAGUUAAAGAGGUAAAGACCAAGUGCCAUGAUGUGACCGCUGUUGUGGAGGUGAAAGAGAUUGUAAAGUCAUCUCUUGUGAGCAUCCCAAAGGACACCAUCAACCUCUACACCACCUCUGGCUGCCUCUGCCCCCCGCUUCAUGUUAAUGAGGAAUACAUCAUCAUGGGCUACGAAGAUGAGGAACGCUCCAGGUUACUCUUGGUGGAAGGCUCUAUAGCUGAAAAGUGGAAGGACCGUCUUGGGAAGAAAGUCAAGCGCUGGGAUAUAAAACUCCGUCAUCUUGGACUGGGUAAAACGGAUGCCAGUGAUGCCACUCAGAGUCAGAAGUCUGGCAGGAACUCUAAUCCCCGGGCAGCGCGAAGCUGAGUCCUGAAACGCAAAAGGCCACACCCACGGGCUCCCUGCUAAGACUUGCAUUGCUGGACUAGCAAAGGCAAAUUGCACCACUGCACUCACGACCUGUUGUUUACUACAGAUGCUGUGUGGCAACUGACGUUACUUCUGCGUCCUCUGCUCCCGCUUCUUAAUGGCCUGGGUUAGAGCCUCAACUAUGUCAUACAUUCUAUUUUACUAACCACGAGGAAAGUGCUCUUUCACAAGAGCCGCAAUACAUUCGACAUGUGGAUGCUAAGGUCUCUGUACCAGGGUCCCGGGCUACUAACUUUGUCUUCUGUACCCAGAUUGAGAACGCAAUAUUGGAAGUAAAGAGACAUUUCUAGUAAUAUCUCGAAAACUAGAUACUGCUGUAAAAGAGACCCUGCUGGUGUACUUCCAGCCUUGUUUUUGUAUGCCCUUUGGGCAUUUUCCUCAUGCUAUGAAAGUUCUAAAUGUUUAUUAAAGGUAGAAUGGCAGUCUGGAAUUAGAUACUGCACAUGCAGAGCAAUGCAGCACCAGGAAGCAUUCAUGAGGAAAUGCCACACAGCAUGAAUAAUUUUCAAGAUUGGUGGGAAGCAAAAUAAAUAGUGGUAGGGGCCGAGAAAAGAAUAUUUUGCCCGACUAAGGAGCAUACUGGAACCAGCAGCCCUUGAGCCAUUAACAGCAGUGUUCCUCUGACAAUGUAUUUGAUUUAUUCAUAAAGAUAUUAAUGGGCAUUAGAGAAAGUCUUACAGCUAGACAUCACUAUAGCUCUGCUUCCUUAUAAAUAAAACCCACCAUAAGAUGCCCCCUACUUCCAUUCAUAAUACUUGCUUGCUGUAUUGACCAGAAAAAGAAAGUAUUAAAGCAGCAUGCAUGUGUACCAGGGUGUUAUUUUAAAGAGGUAUGCAACUCUAUAAAGUAUUGUAGUUUACAGGACAGUGAAAUGUGCAAAUUUGUUUUUAUUAUUAUUUUUUUGCUUUGGGCUUGUGAUUUUGUUUUUUUUUUGGUGUGUGUAUGUCUGUAUUUGUGCGGGGGGUGGGUCUCAACCAUCACACACCCAAGUUGGACUAGAUUGUAGGUCUGCUCAUUGGCCUAGACGGUUUCAUUUGCGUUUAAUGCUCAGUCAAAAUACCUAAUAAAAGGAAGCAUGGUUGUCCCGAGAGGGAUUAUUCUAACUUUUAAACAACAACAACAAAAACAUGCUUUUAUUAUUCAAGCUGCAGUGAGACCCCUAUAGGUCAUGGGAAACCUGUGAUGUCAAUUCUUUCUUCCUGCAGCAGGGAUCUUUAGAGCAUGUGCCAGUCACUUGAAAGCCUCGUUCUCUGCAGUUUACACAUGUCAUAGUAGUAGAUCCAGAUAUCUAAGCUAUGGUGUGCUGAAAAUAAAACAUAUA
Onychomys torridus (southern grasshopper mouse) is the source of this 2961-nucleotide messenger RNA. It is a transcript of the gene Frzb, whose product is annotated as frizzled related protein. Lineage: Eukaryota; Metazoa; Chordata; Mammalia; Rodentia; Cricetidae. The record is from RefSeq and is a predicted model, not a curated record. Gene Ontology annotation, cellular component: cytoplasm. Gene Ontology annotation, molecular function: Wnt-protein binding. The transcript has 6 exons. The coding region runs from base 606 to 1577 and encodes 323 amino acids. Gene Ontology annotation, biological process: canonical Wnt signaling pathway; non-canonical Wnt signaling pathway.